Molecule: messenger RNA, 912 nt
Organism: Phytophthora megakarya
Lineage: Eukaryota; Oomycota; Peronosporomycetes; Peronosporales; Peronosporaceae
Source: the annotation of a GenBank genome assembly
AUGUUUAUCGACCUAGAUCGAUUGUUUUAUCGAGUGCGAUAUUGGGGAAUCUCUGUGAGUCUUCCGAAAAGUAAGUUUGGUAAGAGACCUAUUUCGUACUUAUCACCUGAAAUUGGAGCUGAAGGAAUCAGAGCCAAACCUAAGCUUGCGGAGGGUGUCAAGAAACUGCCGUUCCCAACUACUCUCAAAGGUAUACAAUCAUUUCUGGGAAGCCUCAACUACUACAACAAGUUCAUAAAAGAUCUCUUAGAAGUUGCAGCUGUCAAGUAUGAAUUAACAGACGAGCAGAUUCGAAUGGGUAAAAACAUGGAACCUGCAAAGGAAGCUUUCGAAAUUCUCAAGCAGAAAAUUGUCUCCACUCCGCUAUUGAGACAUCCAGACAGGAAGAAACCAUUCAUUAUCAUCCUACACGCAAAUCCUUGGGCAAUGAGAACGGUGUUGGCCAAGAAUACGAUGGAAAGAUAUAUACGGUUCGAUUCACUGGCAGGAUACUGCACGAUCAAGAAAUGCAAUAUCACCCGGCAGAGAAGGAAACAGUGGAAUUUCUCAGAGUUCUCAGAGUAUUCUAUCCUACAACGCCACCUUGAAGGUGUAUACGCGCUAAUCGGUUCUGGGAUGUCCUUAGAAGGCCGUUGUGAGCAAUGGGCAGCCAGGUUGGCACUCUGGCCGCUGGAAGUGCACAACAUCCAGAAUGACGAGGACGGAUUAGCGUCAAUUCUGGGAGCCGGAUUUACUCUGCGUGACAAACUCGAUCAAAUUGCGGAGAAUCCCAUCCUAACGAAAGGUCAAGUAGUCAGAGCUCCUCCUAUUAGCCUCAAGAUGCUGGAGUCUGACGACGAAGGUUGGCUCCUCAGUUUUGACGGUUCAGCUAGGACUUCGGAUCGAUUAGGAAGUUCUGGGUGUAUUCUAUGA